This is a messenger RNA of Saitoella complicata NRRL Y-17804, 1464 nucleotides long. RefSeq lists its product as uncharacterized. The record is from RefSeq and is a predicted model, not a curated record. The coding region runs from base 268 to 1368 and encodes 366 amino acids. The transcript is spliced from 3 exons. Lineage: Eukaryota; Fungi; Ascomycota; Saitoellomycetes; Saitoellales; Saitoellaceae.
UCAAAGCCUUUCCCAAUCCCAUGCGUGUCGUCGUGUCCUGUGCAUGGAUAAACGUCUGCGUCAACCUCGAGGUCGUGCCCUCCGCAUUCACCAACAAUGCUGGAAGUGGGAGGACUGGAGAUGAUUCCCUGUCUGUAAGGACGGUCACGACGCUGUUUGGAACGGGGGAUGAGGUUGCUGAAGGCAUAUUGAUAUGGAUGUUUGGUGUCUGUUUGCGGUGAUGUCCUUGCGCUUCGACUUGCAGAGGAGAGUUCUACGAUAUACAACAUGCCUCCUCGGCGACCAUCUACUCAAAACGGGCCCCAGAAUGCGUUGAGAAAGCCCAGUGGAGCCUUCUACGCGAAGUUCAAGCCGUUCGAUGAAGUACCAGCAACAUACCGGUGUCCCUACGUUGAAGACGCUGCAUUGAGACCUUUCGAUACUCUUAAGGGAUUCAGUAAGCACCUGGGAAGUUCUCAUAACCUGCGUGUGGACAACACUGGGGAUGGAUGGCUCUUCUUCCAGGAAUACGUCGAAGAGCUGGUCGUAAACGGAGGGGAUGACAACCGUGCUCGCCAAGACGGACGACGAAGAAAGCUGGAUGAAGUCUUGAAGUACCAACAGCACGAACGCACAACCAUCUCCAAACUCCCUCAUCCCUGCAUUUUCUGUCCGAGGACUCUAUCCGACCGCGCAGUGUUCUUCUCACAUACCUUCGACGAGCACUACUUCAAUAUCGGCCUACCAGAUAACCUCGUCUACAUCGAUGAACUCCUUACCAUGCUCCGACAGAAGAUCCAAGGGAAUAUCUGCAUCUGCUGCGAACAACCCUUCCGCACACGAAACGAGCUGGGCGAGCACCUCCUCUCCCGCAAUCACGCCCGGAUCGACACCAAAAACUCAGUGUACGAUAAGUUCUACGUCAUCAAUUACGCGGAAAAGGCAACGGGCGGAGGAGGCGGAGAGGAAGAAGAUGACGAUGAUUGGGAUGAUUACCCGCCUGAUCAAGAGGCGUUGGAUACGCUGUGUCUUUUCUGUACGGAGGUAUUGAGGGAUCCGUUGGUUUGUUUGGAACAUAUGAGGGGGGAGCAUGAGUUUGAUUUGACGCGGUUGCGGCAUGAACAUGGCCUGGACACAUAUGCGACGAUUCGAUUGAUUAACUAUAUACGACGAUCGACUGCAGGGAAGUGUUGUUUUGUAUGUCGGCAGGAGAUUGAGAUGCCAGAUGAGUUGGCGAGGCAUGUCAGGGAGAAUAGGUGUGGGAAGAAGGUCCCGGCGAAGGACGAUGAGAUUUGGCAGAUGAUGGACCUCUUGACGGAGCAGGCGCUCGAAAACGACCCUUUACUGAGUGGUUUUGAGGAGGGGGAUGAUGAAGAAGUUGAUGAGUAGGGCACUGUGCCCAUCGCGGAUUUUGGAAGUCUUAUGAUCUUGGAUUUCGUGGCGAGGUUACAGAGGCUGAAGGCGCCCCGAGCCAUGGAUGUUUAA